Molecule: messenger RNA, 4626 nt
Organism: Paralichthys olivaceus (Japanese flounder)
Lineage: Eukaryota; Metazoa; Chordata; Actinopteri; Pleuronectiformes; Paralichthyidae
Gene: pdzrn4
Product: PDZ domain containing ring finger 4
Molecular function (GO): protein binding
Source: RefSeq, a predicted model, not a curated record
ACACACAUGCAUGUCCGUCACUGUGCCUGCACGCAACCACACUGAUGUUCAGAUAGUGAAUCCGCUCAAGAUAAGACCAGUCUCCUCCCUCCCCUCCGAGCCCCUUCUCUUUUAAACAGCCAAUGAGGAUGCUGUCUAUUCAUGAGCCCGAAUGGAAGCAGGCGUGUGUGGACAGGCUACCACAGGAGGAGGUGUGUCUUCCCGAGCCAAAAGUGUGUGUGCAGCCAGUGUGUACUCACACUGAGAGAGGAGGUGGUGGAGGACAGAAGGAGAUAGUGGGAAGAGUUGUAUGUAGGCAUGUAAGGGACGGAGAAGCCAGGUGUUUUUACUCAUCUUACCACUGAUAUAUUCCCCACCAACACACACACACACACACAUUGAAGGAACUACACCCACAACCUCUACUCAACACAUGUGUGCGGUGCCUGGAGCGACUGAGGGGAUCUCUGAGGAUACACGGAUGAGAAAGAGGUGUGGGGGAGCCGAGGAAGAGGAGUGUGUUUUUGCCCCAAGGGGAGCUCACACGCACAUACACAAAGCAGGCAGCAAAAAUACACACACACACUCCAUCGGGCACUCAGCACCGUUUCCCUGACAACUAGAAUGGGCUGCAAUUUGUGCACCUUGCAGAAACGGGAGGAACACUACAAACUGCUGUACGAGAUUGCACAGGUAAACGGGCGUGACUUCUCCAAGGUCGACCAUGACCAGGCGGUGGUGGAGGCUAUCAGGCGAGACCCCAUCGUUGUCCAGGUUCUCCGGCGAAACCCUAACACAGCGGUGGCCACACACAACCACAGCGGCACACCACCGGACGUGCAUGUCAUAGAUGUUUGCACACAGACGGACAUCACCUUCGAGCACAUCAUGGCACUGGCCAAGCUCAGGCCUGCCACGCCACCGGUCCCUGACAUCUGUCCCUUCCUUUUGUCUGACAGCUGUCACUCCAUCCACACCAUGGAGCACGAGUUUUACGAAUGUCCAGAGUACCUGUCUAACACGCCUGCAGAGGUGGAGAGGACUGAAGAGUAUGAAUACGAGGAGGUGGAGCUGUGUCGGCAGAACAACCAGGAGAAGCUCGGCCUGACACUGUGCUACAGGACCGACGAGGAGGAGGACACUAGCAUCUAUGUCAGCCAGGUGGAGCCAAACAGCAUAGCAGCGAGAGAUGGGCGCAUCAAGGAAGGAGAUCGUAUUUUACAGAUAAAUGGCUGUGAGGUGCAAGACAGAGAGAAAGCCGUUGCCAUGUUGUCAAGCGAAGAAGCAAGAAGCAUCGUGCUGCUGGUGACAAGACCAGAACUCCAGCUGGAGGAGGAGGAGGUAUGGCUGGAUGAUGAGCAGCAGGAGCUGGUGGAGGAGCUGAAGAUGGAGAUCCUUGAGGAGAGGAGGAAGCAGAAGGAGCAUAGCUUUGACAGAAGGGAUGAGCAUCAAGCUGAAGAAGAGAUGACAACAGACACAGCUACGUGUUCCUCCAAUAAUCAAGAUAGUGGCUUUGGACGCAGUACGGAGAGUCCAGAGCACCAACCCUUACUUGCCAGACUACACAGGAGGAGCCCAGCCCAUUGCCUGAGGGACCGAUGGCAGGCAGAGCAUCCGCACACACGACGUGGGACUGGACAGGAGACCCAGAGUCAAAAGACAAUAUCCAAACGUCAUGGCCAUGAAGGGGUACUCAGUAUUCGUAAUAGUGGAGGUGGGGUUUUAGGAUUAGAGAAUCGAUUCCAGCAACUUCUGGAGCUCAAGUGUCAAAUCCGGAAUGGAGGCGAGUGUGGUGUGUACUCUAUCCGACACAGUAUAGAGUGUAGCCUCACUGAGCAGGGAGGAGGGGAAGCAGACAGUGUGGAUAGUGAUGGAGGCGGGGGAGGUGUGGAGCAUGAGUUGAGGAUGCUGAAUGAAGAACUACGUAGCAUUGAGCUGGAGUGCCAGAGCAUCAUGCAGGCGCAUCAGCUCCGUCAGACACACAAUCUGGACCCCUCACAGUCGGAACCCUGCUCACCAGGACGAAGCCCCAAAGACUCGAACAAGCGGCACGGCAGGCUGGCUGACAUUCAUGAACAUCCAGAGAGGUCGGACAGCGAUAAGAUGAGGGAGAAGGACAGCUCCAGUGCCUACAACACAGCCGAGAGUGCACGGUCAACACCGCUAGGUAUGGAGAGGUCUCCUGACCACUCGCUACAGAGACACAUCAGCAUCACCAACCAGAAAAACCUCAGACUGGCCUCCUCCACACCCUCAAGCCCCAUCUCUAUCCCCAAACCCCAUGGCACCCCUAGUCGUAGCAGACCGGCAGAGCCAAGCCUGGUUAUCUCCAGCAGCCCAGACCAGAGCAACCCCUCCAGGUCUGAAUCCGACCCUGCCCUGCCUGCAGAUGAUGAAAGAUGUGAGAAGAAAGGGAGGACCAGAGAGUCGAGGAGAGGGCUUCCCUAUGGGUGUUCAUAUCAAACGACCCCCUAUCAAGGCCAGGGAGGAUCCAGGCAACUCCAGAGCUACAUGCAGCUGCUCCAACAGCACUCAUCCCUGGAGUAUUCCCAGAGCCAGCUGAGCUUGCUCAGCGUCUGUCGAGAUCCUGUGCACCGGAGUGGACGCCCUGGGGAGCCCCGUCUGGAGUGGAAGGUCAAAGUCCGCGCUGACGGCACACGCUACGUGGCCCGGAGGCCUGCCCGCGACCGCAUCCUGAGGGAGCGGGCGCUAAGGAUCCGAGAGGAGAGGAGCGGAGGCAUGACCACGGACGAUGAUGCUAUGAGCGAGAUGAAGAUGGGCCGCUAUUGGAGCAAAGAGGAGAGGAAGCAGCACUUGGCACGAGCCAGGGAGCAGAGGAAAAGGAGGGAGUUCAUGCAAAAGAGCCGCUUGGAGUGUCUUAAAGAGGGACCGGCCAGCGGAGCCGAGGGCAGGAAAGAGAUCAAUAUCUUAGAGCUCAGUCACAAAAAGAUGAUGAAGAAACGAAACAAAAAGAUACUCGACAACUGGAUGACCAUCCAGGAGUUGAUGAGCCACGGGGCCCGAGUCCCUGAGGGCUCAAAAGUACACAACGCCUUCCUGUCUGUCACAACUGUCUAACGGACACACACAGUACUGCAUAAUAAGUACCAUACACUUAAAUAUCAGGUAGCCUGCAUUUCAGGAACUACUGAUCUGUUUUAUAAAAGUGUCAGUUUGUGAAAUUCAAUUAAUACGUCACUGCUAAAAACUUCUGUAGCAUUCCUGGAGCAACUUUUGAACUAUCACUAUAAUUAUGUUUGAACUGUGGUCGAACAUUAAGAGACAUCCGCCGUUUAACAAAUGACUUUUAAAUCCUUUUACACUGGCCUUUUGAUAAACUCUGGCUUCUGAUAGCACAUGAGUUUAGUAGCACGUUGUUUCGAACAAACCAGGAACCAACACAUUAACUUCAUGUAUGUACUGUGUCUUCAUACUCUCCAUUCUUCUGUUUUAUUACACAUGAAGCAACUUCACUUGCCCCGUUCAAAGUGGCAUUUUUUUAUAAUGUGGAAGAAUAUGAUAUUUUUCACACUUUGUAAAUUCAGUAACUUUUUGUAAGGACAUUUUUUACACUGAAUGUCAAUGUACUGUAAACAAUUUAUGAUUAAUUUCUUAUUUAUGGUUGUAUAGUCAGAGUUGACGCUAUUUGAUUGUACUCUAGCUGCACGGUUCCAUUUUUGCAAACCUGCACCCCCAACAAUCCGUAUCAUACCCAACACAUUCCCUGAUAAUAUCUCCGAUUCAAAUCUAGACCAACCUGGACCCACUAACCUAUGACCCGUGCCGUGACCCAACCCAUCUCCUGUGAUUAAAAUUUUUUACACGCAGAGUCACUGACCUCCAACUGGAUAUGUUGUGUUCUUGGAAAGAUAUGCUAUGUGCUCCUGCAGCUUUCCUCCGCAACAAUGUGACUAGCUUGCAGCUUUCAUAAGCUAAUACAUUGUGGCACUUUUUACAAGCAGCAAGAGAAUGUAUUUAUCACUAUUUUUUAUUUUUUAGCUAGUUAUUUGAGCGGAAGUAAAGGGGUCAAAAGUGGUGUCAUUGAUUGUCACAAUAAAACAAAACCUUGCAGCUUACUAGGUUUCAUAUAAACUGAUAUAGAUUAAAAUCAUCUAAAUGUUCUAUGUACCUGAACCGGUGCAGGACUCUACUGUUGGUACAUUUUUCACCAGUCCAUGAGUGAGAAAUGGACCUUCGGUCAUCUUAAAACAAUUCUUGUGUUGUGUUGAUAAUAUCACUUUGGUCUUUUUUUGGAGCACUCAAUUUAAAGCUCUGAAAAUAUCAAUAUAUCAUCUCAAACAGAUUUACCUCAAAUUACACUCAAAUCUUUGAAUAUAACUUUGAGCAUCUGAAUAUUUAAUAGAAGGAGCCUUUGAGUCAACCGUCAGCCCUUAAUAUGUUUGCGAAUUAUGUUAAAAAAUGUGAAAUAUAUUUAUAUUGUUUACUGUUAUUUCUAUUUAUUGUAAGUUAAUUUGUUGAAUGUUUCACAUUUAGUUGCUGUAGCCCUGAAUGGCCGAACAUUUUCAAGGCACUGUCAAAUUGAUGUGUCCUCACUGCAGCCUUUCAACCUGAACCAUCUGCUUCUCAAUGUAAAGUUCAUUGAAGAGGCCUUGACUUCAGUGUUUGUUGAUGGUGAAAUUUGUAAUA